Messenger RNA from Equus quagga, 897 nucleotides. RefSeq names its product small integral membrane protein 8 (gene SMIM8). Bases 90 to 383 code for a protein of 97 amino acids. Lineage: Eukaryota; Metazoa; Chordata; Mammalia; Perissodactyla; Equidae. The record is from RefSeq and is a predicted model, not a curated record. The transcript has 3 exons.
CCGCUCUGUCCGGCAGGUGGAGACGAGGCGGCGCGGAGGUCGCGGCGAGGAGGUGACCCUGCGCAGGUAAUAAAUCAUCGUAAGUCAAGAUGUCUUCAGCACCUGAGCCUCCAACCUUUGAAAAGGGACCACCCAAAGAGAAAGACUUUCGAAACCCAGGGCUCAGAGGGGUCCGCACGACAACCUUAUUUCGAGCUGUGAAUCCAGAGCUCUUCAUUAAACCCAACAAACCUGUAAUGGCUUUCGGAUUGAUAACCCUUUCGCUUUGCGUGGCUUAUAUUGGUUAUCUACAUGCAACACAAGAAAAUAAAAAGGAGCUCUAUGAAGCUGUCGAUAGUGAGGGGCACAGUUACAUGAGGAGGAAAACGUCUAAAUGGGAUUAAUAGUGCUGCUUAUUGCAGAUGAAACCUUAUCAAGGCCUCUGAAAUCUUCACAUGAAAGCUUUCAUGUGUACAUGAGUACAUAAUAUCAUGUUUCUUGUUCGGGAAUAUGAUAAUGAGAAGAGAAAAUAGCAGUUGCAACCAGACCACUAUAGUAAAUUUUGUUCUUUCAAAACUGCGGCUGUUGUCUCAUUCUUUUUUCACAGGAAGAGCAUCUCGACAUUUUUCUUUCAUUGAAUCCUCUUAUAAAAGUCCCAUGAGAAUGGAAGUCAUUUUUGUUAAUUAUUAAGUUCUAUAUAAUAAAAGUACCCAGUGCUGUUAAAUUUGCAUGGUAUUUUUUGAUAUUUUAAGGUGAAUUGUGCAUUUGCAACUAUUAUGAGGGUUCAGUUUUGUUUUGCCAUUUGCAAAGGCAAUGUUCAUUUUCUACCUAGCAUAGAACCUAUAUUUGUGAAGGAAAAGAAAUAAUUGUAAAUUAUUGUAAAGCCUGUAGUCAACAUUAAAAACAAAGUAUUUCAGC